CCCUCCGUCGUCGGCCUUUGCCACGCACCCUGGUCAGCACACAGGGCCAGCAGAGAGCCAGAGACCGGCCGGCUUAUAAGUGGCAGCUCUUAUAUAAGCCGUACGCUGGUACCCGGCGAUGAUUUACUCCAUCUCUGAGGGCUCCGAAGACAGGCGGAGGUAGCUUUGUUUGAUCCACAAAGCUCAGGAGGUGCGUACCAGUCACACCGAGAGCUCAUGAGAAGGGAGUCGGCAAUGACGAAGAGCACGCGUUGCAUGGCUCUACUGUUGCUCGUUAGCGUGGUUACUCGAGGUGUUUUCGCCGUCAACGAUGGCAUGUUACCAAAUGGCAACUUCGAGCAAGGGCCGAAUGAGCACGAGCUGCACGGCACAAGGGUGAUGGGCCAGUACGCCAUACCCUACUGGGAGAUUUCAGGGUUCGUGGAGUACAUCGGGUCCGGUCAUACGCAGGAAGACAUGAUCCUGCCGGUGCCGGAAGGCGCGUGGGCCGUGCGUCUGGGCAACGACGCAACCAUCCGGCAGCAGCUAUGCGUGACCCGGCACGCGUACUACUCCAUCACCUUCACUGCCGCGCGGUCAUGCGCCCAUGCCGAGGAGCUGAACGUGUCGGUCACCCCGGAUUUCGGCAUUCUCCCCAUCCAGACCGUGUACACCAGCAGCGGCUGGGACUCCUACUCCUGGGCGUUCAAGGCCAAGCAUAGCACCGUGUGGCUCUCCAUCCACAACCCCGGCCACGAGGAGAACCCGGCGUGCGGCCCCCUCAUCGACUUCAUCGGCAUCAAGACCCUCCACCCUCCCCAUCACACCACGGGUAAUAUGUUGAGGAAUGGGGACUUCGAGGAGGGGCCGUACAUCUUCCCGGACGUGCCGUGGGGCGUCCUAGUGCCGCCGAUGUCGGAAGACCUGUACUCGCCGCUGCCAGGGUGGAUGGUCAUGUCGGACACGAAGGUCGUCAAGUACGUGGACGCGGCGCACCACGCGGUGCCCCACGGCACGCGCGCCGUGGAGCUAGUGGCCGGCAGGGAGUGUGCGCUACUGCAGGAGGUGGCCACCGCGCCCGGGCGCUCGUACAGGCUCUCGUUCUCCGUCGGGGACGCGGGCAACGGGUGUGAGGGGUACCUGGCCGUGGACGUGUACGCGGCGCGGGCGACGCUGAAGGUGCCGUACGAGUCCCACGGCACGGGCGGGCACAAGCGAGCCGAACUCGUGUUCGAGGCGAUCACGAACCAGACGCGCGUGGUGUUCCACAGCUCGAACCACCACAUGAAGUCCGACGCGUCGCUCUGCGGCCCCGUCAUCGACGACGUCUCGCUCGUCGCCGUGCACAAGUAGCUGCCCGCUGGCUGCGUAGGUAGUGCACGGACGGCUACACCUACAGUGUUUUUAUGUGGCUGUUCUCAUGUAGGAUGAGUAACGUUUUAAGAGUGGAAUGA
Messenger RNA from Phragmites australis (common reed), 1433 nucleotides. RefSeq names its product BIIDXI-like protein At5g11420. NCBI's taxonomy places the organism in Eukaryota, Viridiplantae, Streptophyta, Magnoliopsida, Poales, Poaceae. Bases 217 to 1332 code for a protein of 371 amino acids. The transcript is spliced from 3 exons. The record is from RefSeq and is a predicted model, not a curated record.